Messenger RNA from Aplosporella prunicola CBS 121167, 1740 nucleotides. RefSeq lists its product as uncharacterized. Gene Ontology annotation, molecular function: RNA endonuclease activity. Gene Ontology annotation, biological process: ribosome biogenesis; endonucleolytic cleavage of tricistronic rRNA transcript (SSU-rRNA, 5.8S rRNA, LSU-rRNA). The record is from RefSeq and is a predicted model, not a curated record. Gene Ontology annotation, cellular component: nucleolus. Lineage: Eukaryota; Fungi; Ascomycota; Dothideomycetes; Botryosphaeriales; Aplosporellaceae. The coding region runs from base 335 to 1543 and encodes 402 amino acids. The transcript has a single exon.
GCAUUUGGUCAAUUUGAAACGAUACAGAGAAGAUUAGCAUGGCCCCUGCACUAAGGAUGACACGCUCAAUCAAGGAGAAGCUUAAAAGUUUUUUUUAUUUCCCUUAACUUCUAAAACAUACUGGUCGAGUGUUCGAAGCUGACUAUGGCGCCGUGCACUUUUUGAAUUUUGCAUUUUUAUUUUUUUGUUGGUGAUGAACAUCGGUUACGCGGGCUAGCGGUGAUGAAGGCGGCCUGAUCCGCGAGCGUAACCCCGGCAGAAAAAGUUCCAGUUCCGUCUCGGAGCUCUUUUGCGCCAAACCACCUCCCACCCCGCGCCAACCGCUCACCUCACUAUGGCUGAAACGACACAGCAGCCGCCGCUGCGCUUCACGGGCCACAGGUCUCUCGUGCACCGCCUCGUCAUCGCCACCCUGACCGGCCGUCCCAUCCGCAUAUCGCAAAUCCGCUCCAACCACACGAACCCGGGCCUGUUGCCGCACGAAGUGUCGUUCAUACGCCUGCUCGACUCGAUAACAAACGGCUCCGUGAUCGAAUUCUCAUACACGGGUACCACGCUGGUCUACAAGCCGGGCCUGAUCACCGGCAGCGCGGCAGGCUAUGGAUCGAGCGGCGGGGUCGUCAAGCACGAAGUGCCGCGCGAGUGCACGCGCGGAAUCAGCUACUUCCUCAUCCCGCUGUGCCAGCUCGCGCCCUUCUCGAAAGCGCCCGUCAACGUCAUCUUCUCGGGCCCGGGUGUCAUGACCAGCGCGACGCCCAGCGGCGACGUCUCCGUCGACACGGUGCGCACGGCCAUCCUGCCGCUGUACCAGCAAUUCGGGAUCUCGAACAACCUGGAGCUGCGGGUGCUGCGGCGGUCGAACCCGGGGCCGGGCGGGCGCGGCGGUGGCGGCGAGGUCCAGCUCGUCUUCGGGCACCAGGUGCGCCUGCCCAAGACCAUCCACGUCCUCAACCCGGGCCGCGUCAAGAAGAUCCGCGGCGUCGCGUACGCGACGGGCGUGGCGGCCGCCAACAACGCCCGCAUGAUCGACACCGCCCGUGGCGUCCUGAACCCCUUCGUCGCCGACACGUACGUCUUCUCCGACGUCGCGAGCGCGCCCCUCGUCCCUUGGCCGACCAAGGACAACCCCAACGGCAAGCGCAAGAUCGGCGUCGGGUUCGGGCUGAGCCUGGUCGCCGAGAGCUCCACCGGCGCGCUGUACAGCGCCGACGUGGCGAGCCCGCCGCAGGGAGGCGAGCCGCCCGAGGACCUCGGCCGCCGCUGCGCGUAUCAAUUGCUGGAGGCGGUGGCGGCGGGGGGGUGCGCGAGCGCGGUGGCGGCGCCGUCGAUGCUCACGCUCAUGGCUAUGGGCUCCGAGGACGUCGGCCGCUUGCAGCUCGGCAGGGACGUGGUCGGCAGCGAGGAGAUUGUAGGGCUGGCGCGGGAUCUGAGGGCGUUUGGAGCGAGCGGCUGGGGGCUGCGCGAUGCAGGGAACGAGGAGGGCGAGAUUGUCGUCAGUAUUGUGGGUAGGGGCGUGGGUAAUGUGGGGAGGAAGAUUGCUUGAUGCGCUUUGGGCGAGGCGGGCGGCGAGGCGGGCAGCGAGAUGGGCGGCAAGAAGGGCGUAUAUGGGCGUCAUUGGCGCAUCUGGAAUUAUGUUUGGUGCUAGAGAUCUUGAACCGCGUUCGUAAGAGCAUCUACGGCUACUUUAUACAGGCGAUAUAAUCUAGCCGCUCGAGACACUGCCGGGUCUGAACACUUUCC